This is a messenger RNA of Cetraspora pellucida, 136 nucleotides long. NCBI's taxonomy places the organism in Eukaryota, Fungi, Glomeromycota, Glomeromycetes, Diversisporales, Gigasporaceae. The record is from the annotation of a GenBank genome assembly.
AAAAAGAGACUGAAAUUUGGUAUCACAAACAACAUAUUGACAAAAACUCUCUAUUUGGAUUUAUGAAAGAUCUUAUUUAUAAGACUGAUAUUGAAGUUGAUGGCCUUUUAACAAACUACUCUGGACAAAAACAACU